AUGGUUUACCCUCGCAUCGUAGGUUGCUCUUCGUACGGCUACCGUGCAAUCUCGACGACGCCCGACCUUCGUCUUCGCCGCGACGACGUCGUCGCCUUGCGAGUGCGCCAGCGCUGGCUGAGCUCGUCGUCGCGGACACCCGACGAGCUCAACUCACACAACCUCCCUGACGAUCCCGCCGACCCCUCUACCCUUUCCUCGCCGCACGAGGCGACGUCGACGGUCGCCUCCCGCCAACACGGCGCUGAGGCGCUGGCCUUGUCGACAGACGCGUCGACGUCGGCGCAGUGGCGUGAGAGUGCCGAGUACGCUGUCAAAACGCCCCUUCCCUCCCACCACCAUGUCCCCGUCGCCCUGCUGCCGCGCGACGUGUCGCUCGUUGCCCACCGCCGUCGCCGUUGCCGUUGUGCCGUGCUCGCGCUCUACACGCGACUCUCCAGCUCGGGGAAGCAGGGGACCCAGCACGGCCGCGACGUUGCAAGGUUGAUGACAAACAUCGCCGCAAGGGGUAUUUCACCCGAUGUCUUCACACUCUCCAACGCGCAGAUGCCCGUCCCGGCAUUCUUCACGCCACAAGACAUACGUAGCAACGUUAGACCGAGUCGGAAUGAGGGUACCGCCGCUUUUACAGAUAGCAUGAGGCGCAUCCCGCUAAGGGGCGGAUGCAGGUACUUCGUAGAAUUCCCGGCCCCCCGAGGCGCGUGCGGGCCCUCUCGACGUUUCCCGCUACCCCCAAACCGCCGGAGGCAUGCGCGCGCACCCUCGGUGAAGGACGCGACAGGGGUGGGGUACCCCUUUCCCCCAACAGAAUACCCGCGCGACUGCAGGGAGGGGUUGCGCAAGCCCUUUCGCUCGAAAUAUGGAAAUGCUGAUACCGUCGUUAAGGUAAAUUUCUCCGACCUCAAACCGCCGGAGGCAUGCGCGCGCAUCCUCGGUGAAGGAUGCGGAAGGGGUGGGGCACCCCUUACCCCCGUAGCAUACUACCUGCACGACGUCGGGGAGGGGUGCUGCAAGCCCUUUCGGGCAGAAAGGGGUUAUGACUUGGCAGUUCUCGCUGACCUCAAAUCGCCGGAGGCACGCAUGCGCGCCCUCGGUGACAAACGCGGAAGGGGUGGGGACGAUGAGAAAGGGAUCCCGGACCGCGAGAUACGUCUCGCGCGAUACGGCGGAUGGAUACGGAAGGCACGCGGCGAAGGUGGGAGGCCGUGGCAGUCGCGUAUGCGGCGGGAGGGAUGCGCGGUGGGGUCUCCGCGCCACCCCCUCCAUUCUCGUCUCGGCCGCUACCGCUGCGGGGAGUUCUCCGGAAGCUGGGGAAAGUGUCGGUGA
Messenger RNA from Schizophyllum commune H4-8, 1326 nucleotides. RefSeq lists its product as uncharacterized. The transcript is spliced from 17 exons. Lineage: Eukaryota; Fungi; Basidiomycota; Agaricomycetes; Agaricales; Schizophyllaceae. The record is from RefSeq and is a predicted model, not a curated record. The coding region runs from base 1 to 1326 and encodes 441 amino acids.